CGUUGGGGUCCUGCGCGGCGGCGGCGGGUGGGUCGACUAGUCGGUGUCUCCUUCACUUCGUCCUCCAGUUCGAGCGGCCGCAGCCAGCGCGGUCUCCUCACGGCGAGACCCUCCCGGCUCCCCUCGGACAGCCCCGCCGGCCAGAUUCAUUAGAUUGGCCUAGCUAUGACUUAUCCUCCACCAUGUUCCCCUCCGCCUCCGAGACCUCCAAUGGCGAUCCCUCCAUCAUAUGCAGAUCUUGGCAAAUCUGCCAGAGAUAUCUUCAACAAAGGCUAUGGUUUUGGGCUGGUGAAACUGGACGUGAAAACAAAGUCUGCAAGCGGGGUGGAAUUCACAACAGCUGGUUCAUCAAACACAGACACAGGGAAAGUGAAUGGGAGCUUGGAGACCAAAUACAAAUGGGCUGAGUAUGGUCUGACUUUCACAGAAAAAUGGAACACAGAUAACACUCUGGGAACAGAAAUUGCGAUUGAAGAUCAGAUUGCCAAAGGUUUGAAGCUGACAUUUGACACAACUUUCUCACCAAACACAGGGAAGAAAAGUGGCAAAAUUAAGUCCUCUUAUAAACGUGAAUGCGUAAAUCUUGGUUGUGAUGUUGACUUUGAUUUUGCUGGACCUGCGAUCCAUGGCUCCGCUGUCGUUGGUUACGAGGGCUGGCUUGCUGGUUAUCAGAUGACAUUUGAUAGUGCCAAAUCAAAGCUGACAAGGAAUAACUUCUCUGUGGGUUACAAAACUGGAGACUUCCAACUGCACACUAACGUCAAUGAUGGGUCAGAAUUUGGUGGCUCAAUUUACCAGAAAGUGAGCGACAGUCUUGAUACUGCUGUAAAUCUAGCUUGGACAGCAGGCAGCAACAGCACUCGUUUUGGCAUUGCAGCUAAAUACCAGUUGGAUUCCACUGCUUCCAUCUCUGCAAAAGUGAACAACUCUAGUUUAGUUGGAGUGGGUUACACCCAGACCCUGAGGCCAGGUGUGAAGCUUACACUCUCCGCCCUGGUAGAUGGGAAGAGCAUCAAUUCUGGAGGUCAUAAACUUGGUCUUGGUCUGGAGUUGGAAGCUUGAAACAGCCGAAGAAACUGCUGCAAGGAAGGGAUAUCAGAAGAAUUUGGCCUUAAAAAUGUAUUUCCAGUGUGAUCAGCAGGCUUUUUUUCCCAAGAG
Terrapene triunguis (Three-toed box turtle) is the source of this 1158-nucleotide messenger RNA. Its product is annotated as voltage-dependent anion-selective channel protein 2. Gene Ontology annotation, cellular component: mitochondrial outer membrane. Gene Ontology annotation, molecular function: voltage-gated monoatomic anion channel activity. The record is from RefSeq and is a predicted model, not a curated record. Gene Ontology annotation, biological process: monoatomic anion transmembrane transport. The transcript is spliced from 10 exons. Lineage: Eukaryota; Metazoa; Chordata; Testudines; Emydidae. Bases 166 to 1062 code for a protein of 298 amino acids.